Loxodonta africana (African savanna elephant) is the source of this 14173-nucleotide messenger RNA. It is a transcript of the gene DTNB, whose product is annotated as dystrobrevin beta. Gene Ontology annotation, cellular component: plasma membrane; synapse. NCBI's taxonomy places the organism in Eukaryota, Metazoa, Chordata, Mammalia, Proboscidea, Elephantidae. Gene Ontology annotation, biological process: synaptic signaling. Bases 23 to 1606 code for a protein of 527 amino acids. The record is from RefSeq and is a predicted model, not a curated record. The transcript is spliced from 16 exons. Gene Ontology annotation, molecular function: zinc ion binding.
GCAGGUCCUGGCAGAGGGCAGGAUGAUUGAGGAAAGUGGGAACAAGCGGAAGACCAUGGCAGAGAAGAGGCAGCUGUUCAUAGAAAUGCGUGCUCAGAAUUUUGAUGUCAUACGACUAUCAACCUACAGAACAGCUUGCAAAUUACGAUUUGUGCAAAAACGAUGCAAUCUUCAUCUUGUUGACAUCUGGAACAUGAUCGAAGCCUUCCGAGAUAAUGGCCUUAACACACUGGACCAUAACACCGAGAUCAGCGUGUCCCGCCUCGAAACUAUCAUCUCAUCCAUCUAUUACCAGCUAAACAAACGCCUUCCUUCUACUCACCAAAUCAGCGUGGAACAGUCCAUCAGCCUUCUCCUCAACUUCAUGAUUGCUGCAUAUGACAGUGAGGGCCGAGGCAAGUUGACGGUAUUUUCAGUUAAAGCUAUGUUAGCAACCAUGUGUGGUGGAAAAAUGCUGGACAAACUGAGAUAUGUUUUCUCCCAGAUGUCAGAUUCCAAUGGCUUAAUGAUAUUUAGCAAGUUUGACCAGUUUCUGAAGGAAGUUCUGAAGCUCCCAACAGCUGUCUUUGAAGGGCCAUCUUUUGGUUACACAGAGCACUCAGUCCGCACCUGUUUUCCACAGCAGAAAAAGAUAAUGCUGAAUAUGUUUUUAGACACAAUGAUGGCCGAUCCCCCUCCCCAGUGCCUUGUCUGGCUGUCUCUCAUGCACAGACUUGCCCAUGUUGAGAACGUCUUCCAUCCUGUGGAGUGUUCCUACUGCCGGUGUGAGAGUAUGAUGGGCUUCCGGUACCGAUGCCAGCAGUGCCACAACUACCAGCUCUGCCAAAACUGCUUUUGGCGCGGCCACGCCAGUGGCCCUCACAGCAACCAACACCAGAUGAAGGAGCAUUCCUCUUGGAAAUCUCCUGCAAAGAAGCUGAGCCAUGCAAUUAGUAAAUCUUUGGGGUGUGUACCCACCAGAGAACCCCCGCAUCCUGUUUUUCCUGAGCAACCAGAGAAACCACUUGACCUUGCUCAUAUAGUUCCUCCUCGCCCUCUGACUAAUAUGAAUGACACCAUGGUUAGCCACAUGUCCUCCGGAGUGCCCACCCCCACCAAGAGGUUACAGUAUAGCCAGGAUGUACCCAGUCACUUGGCCGAUGAGCAUGCCCUGAUAGCCUCCUAUGUGGCCCGUCUGCAGCAUUGUGCACGUGUCCUGGAUAGCCCUAGCCGACUGGAUGAGGAACACCGGCUUAUUGCUCGCUACGCUGCCCGGCUGGCCGCAGAGGCAGGAAAUGUGACCCGUCCUCCCACUGACUUGAGCUUUAACUUUGACGCCAACAAACAACAGAGACAGCUUAUUGCAGAACUGGAAAACAAAAACAGAGAGAUCCUGCAGGAGAUUCAGCGUCUGCGUCUGGAGCAUGAGCAGGCCUCCCAGCCCACCCCUGAGAAGGCCCAGCAGAACCCCACAUUGCUGGCAGAGCUGCGGCUGCUGAGGCAAAGGAAGGACGAACUGGAGCAGAGAAUGUCGGCACUGCAGGAGAGCAGGCGGGAGCUGAUGGUUCAGCUAGAAGGGCUAAUGAAGUUACUGAAGGAACGCACCUUCAUCCAGAAGAUCCCUUGAUUGUUUUGAGAACUUGCUGAAGUGAUCAUGGUCUGCUUCUUUUUGUGAUUUGAUAUUGACUGUUGUCUCCAACCCAUCUGUAAGUUAUUGUAUCAGUGUAUUUUAUGUUUGCUUACUAUAUCCUAGUUUCUUGCUUUGUUUUGUUUUGCUAUGUCCAAAUAGGUUGCUUGAGUGAGCUACCUUGAUUAUGUUCACUUUGAAACUCUAGCAUCCUAUCUCCAGAUGACUAGAGCUGUUAUCAGGUAUAUGAGCCUAGGAGUUCAUUCAUUUUUCUUGUAUGGAUUCAGCUCAGGUGUCCAGGUAGUUGGUCAUCAAGUGUGUGGUACAGGCUGUGUCCUACAGUCUUAGAAAGGCAGGGGUGGUUGGUUUAGGUACCAGUAUCUCUUGCAGCAGGGGGUCACACUCUGAACAAGGCAGGGGGCUGACAACCGUCCCCUGAGUGUCUGUGAGGAAAGCGCAUCCCUGUUCCCUAGAGCGCACAGGUGGGUGGGUUCUACAGAUGGACCUUGGGCACCCAACGCUUUUGGUUAUAAGGACUGGGAGGUACCAGUUAUCUUUUGACCCCUGUCAUGGGUAGCUGGGUGACCACUGAUGUGGGUAGGUGAGAACCCUGUUUAACAGGCAUAGCAGUGUCAAACAUCAAACACCCAUCUCUUCACCACACAGCUGAAACAGUUGCAGCCUGCCAACAAGGGCCUGUUCUCCUGAAAUAGGCCCACACAGGUCCAUGCAGUGGGGAAACGUAUUCAAAAUCAGUGGACUGUUUAUGCCUGGACAGGAGCCACUUCUUUCCUAAGCUCCUAAGGUUAGUGGAGCUGGCAGAUUAUCUGUUCCCCAGUUAUGAAUUUAUUCAUUCUCCAAGGCCAGGAGAAUGGCUCAGGGCACACUACAGGACCUAUCUCAGGCCCAGGGAAAUCAACAGCCACUGAAGCUGGCUUGGGGGUUGGGGGUACAGUAAAAUAUACAGAAGUACUUAGCUUUUGCCAAGUACUUCUCUGGUUCUGGAGGUGUGAGUAGGCUGUGUGGCUCGCUGCUUCUCCCUGAGGAAGCUGCGGCCAAAUGCUACCACCAGCCUACUGCAGCCGCUCCCAGGAAUGGUGUCUGAGGGAUCCGAGCGAUUCAGGUCCAGCAUCUCCUCUCCACUUCUUUCCCUCCCCCUGCGGCUCAGUCCAUUUUCUAACUUUGCCUUUGAUGAAAUGUAAUUGUUUCACUUGUUUUUUUGGGUCUGUGUUGUAAGAGGGUUCACCAGAAGCAUCUGGCCACUGUGCCAUCUUGGCCCCGCCUCGAGGGAUAUUUUUUCUUGAUUAUAUCCCUGCCUCUCUUCUCAUCCAUGGCCUCUUUCCUAGGGUCUUACCUUUGGCCUGUCAAUGAGGCCCUCUGGGCCUGGUCUCUCAUAUCCCAACCACCCUCCACAUUUUCAUUGUUUAUCAAAUACACUCCACUUGGGAUUGAUCUAAUAACGUGUAAAGAGAAACAUCAGCCGUAGUAUAUGAAUUACCUAUUGCUGCAUAGCAAAUUACCCCAAAGUUUAGAGACUUAAAAGAACAAAUAUUUAUUACCUCACAGCUUCUGUGGGUGGAGAAUCGAAGUGCUGGGUUUUCCAGCUUAGACUCUUACAAGGCUGCAAUCAAAGUGUCAUCCACAAUUGCAGUCAUCUCAAGGCUUGACUGGGGAAGGCUGUUCCCAGGCUCAGUCACAUGGGUGGUGGCAGGACUCAGUUCCCUGUGCACUGUUGGACUGAGGAGCUCAGUUCAGUGCCAGCUGUUGGCAGGAGGCCACUCUCAGUUCCUUGCCAUGAGUCCUCCUCACUGGGCCACUCACAAGAUGGCCACUGGCUUCAUCAGAGCAAGCAAGCAGAAAAGAGUGAAAGAGGGUGUUGUGGAUUGAAUUACGUCCCCCAAAUAUAUGUGUUAUAAAUCCUAACCUGUGUGCCUGUGGUUAUAAUCCCGUUUGGGAAGGGGUUGUCUUUGUCGUGUUAAUGAGGCAGAAUUAGUGUUGGGUGUAUCCUGAGUCAAUGUCUUUUGAGAUUUAAAAGAGAUUAAACAAGUGAGCAGGGCAGAGAUGGGGAAGAUAGGUUCCAAGACACACAAAGAUCGCCCAGGAGCAGAAACUCAGAAGAGACAAGGACCUUCCUUCAGAGCUAACAGAGACAGAAAACCUUCCCCUUGAGCUAGUGCUUUGAUUUCAGACUUCUAGCCUUGUAAAUGGUGAGAAAAUAAGUUUCUGUUUAUAUACGCCAUCUACUUGUAUUUCUGUUACAGCGGCUCUAGAUAACUAAGACAGAGAUUAGUACUGAGAGUGGGGUGCUGCUCUAACACAUACCUACAGUGUGAAAGUAGUUUUAGAAUUGGGUAAUGGGUAGAGGCUGGAAGAGUUUUUACGGUGCCUAAUUUUUUAAUAAUAAAAGCCUAGAUUGCCUUGAAAAGACUGUUGGUAGAAUUAUGGACAUCAAAGGCAAUUCAGGUGAGAGCUCGGAAGGAAGUAAGGAGGGCCAUAGAGAAAGCCUCUAUCAUCUCAGAGAAUAUAUAUGGUGGCAGCAACAGAAUGUUGCUAGAAAUGUGGAUGUUAAAUGUGGUUCUGGUGAGGCUUUAAAAGAAAAUGAUGAACACAUGAUGGGACAGUGAAGCAAGAGUGAUUUUUUUAUGCGGUGGCAAAGAACUUACCUGAGUUAUGUUCAAAUGUUUGAUAGAAGGUAGAACUUGUAAGUGAUGUACUUGGAUAUCUGGCUGAGGGGAUUUCUAAGCAAGAUCUUAAAGGGGGCGCAUGGUUUCUCCCUGCCAUUUAUAGUAAAAUGGAAGAGGAAAGGAAUGGCCUUAAAAAUGAAGUGUGCAAAAUGAAAACAGAACUUAGAGAUUUGGAAAAUUCUGUUGUACAGACUAAGGGUGCAUAUCCUAGAAUGUUCACCAAGGAUGUGGCUACACAAUCUUUUGCUAAAGAGAUUAAGCCUGUGACUGAUGGAUAUAACCAACUACCAUAGCAGAAAAACCAUCGGCUUAGACUGAAGGGGACAAAGAAAGAAAGGAAAGAAUGCUGUCUGCCUCUUGGAGUUCUACAGGCAGGCAACAGGCCAAAGCAGCCACAUCUGUUGUCCUCCAUGAAAAGAAAAGAACCAUCCCUGGAGCAGCUUGCAGAUCAGCAGAACUGCUGGAAGGCACAUGGGAAGCAGGGCCUUUUGGAUCUCAAAGGGUGGGGCCGCAGCCUCCUAGGUUUCAAAGAGUCAGCUCUUCGCAAACACGGUUCCAGAGUGUGGGGCUGCCAUUGAGGUAUGCCAGGGCCAUGUGACCACUGCCCAAAGAUGAGGGGGUAGAGCUACUGUUCCUGAAGGGCAAAAGGAGGUGGGGCUGUCAUUCAGAUGAACUAAGAAAAUAAGGGCCACCCAAAGCCAAGGGAGCAGAGUUGCCGCCCCUGGGAGGUGGAGCUGAAGCCUAGGGCCAGGGGCCUCUACCCAGAAUCCAUAGGUCAUGGCCAACAUCCAGAGUCUGGAGGGUAGGGCCAUUGCCCAGAUGGUCUCAGAGAAGAGAGGAUUAUUUUCAAGCCUUAAGAGCUUAUGUAAUUUGCUGCAUUUUGGACUUGCUUAGUGCCUGUUAUCCCUUCUUUCCUUCCAGUUUCUCCCAUUUGUGAGGAAAUGUCUUCCUUGUGCCUGUUCUGUCAUUGUGCUUUGGAAACAGAUAACUUGUGUUCUAGAUUGCACAGGUUUACAGAUGAAGAGGAAUUUUGCCCCCAAAUGGAAUACACUUAAAGUCUCACCCAUAUUUGAUUUAGAUGAUUCAGAAGAUGAGAUUUUGAACUUGGAGUUGAUAUAAGACUUUUGGGGUGAUAUGAUGGGGUGAAUGUGUUUUGCGUGUGGCAAGGACAUGCAUUUUAGGGGACGAAAGGGUGGAAUAUUAUGGAUUGAAUUGUGUCCCCCAAAAGAUACGUGUUGUAAAUCCUAACCUCUGUGCCUGUAGUUAUAAUCCCAUUUGGGAGUGGGUUGACUUUCUGUGUUAAUGAGGCUGAAUUACUUUAGGGUAUAUCUUGAGUCAAUGUCUUUUAAGAUUUAAAAGAGAUUAAACAAGUGAGCAGAGCAGAGAUGGGGAAGAUAGAUGCCAAGCCACAUGGAGAUCUCCAAGGAGCAGAAACUCAAAAGAGACAAGGACCUUCCUCCAGAGCUGACAGAGAGAGAAAGCCUUCUCCUAGAGCCGGCACCCUGAAUUCAGACUUCUAGCCCCCUAAACUGUGAGAAAAUAAGUUUCUGUUUAUAUAAGCCAUCCACUUGUGGAAUUUCUGUUAUAGCAGCACCGGAUAACUAAGAGGGUGUGAAAACAAGACCGAAGUCACAGUCUUUCAUAGCCUAAACUAAUCUCGGAAGUGACAUCCCAUUUAUCUGAUUCAUUAGCAGCACGUCAUCAGGACCAGCCUACAUUCAGGGGAAGGGGAUUGCAGAAGGGAAUUAUUCAAUAGGCAAAGUAAGCACAAUGCUUACCUUGCUUACCAGAUCAUCUGUAGUGAAAAAUUUUGCAUUUUUUCACCACAUCAAAGAUUCCGAUUCUAGAUACGGCUGGCAUCUGUCUCUCUCCCAACUGCACAGCACCUUCCUACAGAAUCAAAGCCUCUUUUCAAAUUUGUAAUCCCUGACAGGGGCAGAUUAUCCAGUAUACCCUCAGCCUCUGACCUGACUAAAGUAUGUUCAUAUUGGGUUGCCUAUAACUUGUUCCUCUCCCAGGACCUUUGAAAUUGACCGACCUACCCCAGUAUGCCAUGUACUGGUAUUGCUCUGUAGGAACCAGAAUUCACAUAGGGCCCCCUGACAGCUCUGUUCCAGCCUUGUUUCCACCCAGUAUAAUCCUAAAGCAGAGGGCUGGCUGGACUGUGAAAUUCAGGGGCGAAACAGUGUCUUCCCAGGAGUCUUGGUUUUCUCCUUCCUCUGCUGGGAACAGAUGAUUUCUGGAGUCUGGUUUUCAUCUUCCUCAGAGAGGCAUGUGCUGGGCAGUGAUCCCAGGAAGAGGGUCUGAUUGUUUUCAAGCUAAUGGUGGACCUGAUCUUGGAGUUUUAGCCACAUGUGGCUGUCUACCCCUCUUGUCUCACCUCCCAUCAUCAUUUUCAUAUGAAAAUAUUUGCAAAGAUUUAGUUUCAUGUUCUUAAAAAGCAGCCUGUUUGCUCAUCUUGAAUCUUGCAGCUCCAACAUUUAUUUCUCAAGCAGCAGUGUGGCCCAGUCACACCAAGGGAGAUUUAUCAAGUACUUACUAUGAACUUAAUGCUGGAUUGGCCCUCUGAUGGGACAAGAAAUAACUGCCAUUCAGUGAAGUGAGCUUGAAUUUCAGAGAGGCAAAAAUAUUUUUUUUCUUUAACUAGACUUAAUUUUUCACCUCAAGUUCCCACUGUGUCUGAGCUAAACCCUUAAUCUACGCAUUUCCAGGCAAACUCUGAAGCCACUCACUUCAGAGAUUCUUAUUCCUUGUCCUGCUCUCUGAGACUGGUGCUAGCUCUGGGGACUUCUACUGUGGGACUGUGGUGUCAGUGGGGAAGGAGCAUCUACAUCUCCACCUCAGUUUGUGCUGAGGCCUGGACAUCAGGUGGUUGUCCCAUCAAGACCUUUGGUUAUAGGCAGGCCUGGUUCUCAGGCAGCUCUCCCCACUCCUUCAUUGAGGCAUCUGAAUUCACAGGCCCCAGCUGCCAAGGUCCGCAUGUAAUCCCGCCAAAGCUAUAGACCUUUCCCAGACUAAGAGACCACUUUAGGCUUACCACCUCUCACAGUCACCUCUGUACCCGUCAUCCCAUGGGAAAACCGUUGACUGCUCCUCAUUGGCUGCUGGGUGCCCAAGCCACCCAUGUAAUCACCUUUAUUCUGCACUCCUUAGUCCUCAGAGGCCCAGGGAAGGCCCAGGGCUUUGCCACUACCCACCAUUUCUGUGGUCUCCGGUAUCUCAAGCUGCUGGUUUGUUGAGCUUUUCUUCCUCUGAGUCCAGCCACUGUGUGGGGACUUCCUUGCCUACAUUGUAGAUUCUCUCACCUCGCUCCCCCAGCUUCCUUAUCACAUCUGAAUUGGAGCUCAGAGUCUUGGCCUGGAUGCUUGUGUGCACUUUCUAAAUCUCUUUAUCUUACACCUGAAGGAACAUUUUUAAAUUUUAAAAGUUAUUAAUUUUAUGCCUUAUUAUUUGCCCCUCCCCCAUAAAUAUGGCCCAAAAGCAGAGGGUGAUAGUGAUUACAGGGUAAAAGUGGGGUAGAUCCCAAAAACAAUAGUUAAUAAGAUCCCAAAAAUACAAUGGUUAAUAUGUGAUAAUGUUAUCUAGCCACAACAGGAUUCAUGAGAAUAAACUAGCUGGGAAGAAAAGAUAUAUACCCUAAAAAAAAAAAAAACCCAUUGCCAUCUAGUUGUAUACAUUGUAUACAUUGACACUGUUUGAUUUUUUUUUUUUUUAAUGAACAUAUAUUACUGAAACAUUACAAAAGAAACAAUUUAAGAGAUUCCAUAAGCUGUUCCAUUUCUAGGUUUAUAUCAUGGAGAAACCCUUAUACAUACGCUCAAGGUGACAUUCUAGAAUUUAAAUGUUCAUUAUAGCAUUUUUAAAUCACUUUAUAUAGAUGUAACUUGCAUACCAUAAAAGUCACUAGUUCUGUCUCAACCCACCUGGAUCAAAGGAGAAUGAAGAAUACCAAGGACACAAGGUAAUUACGAGCCCAAGAGACAGAAAGGGCUUCCAUGAACUAGAGGCUACAUCAUCCUGAGACCUGAAGAAUUAGAUGGUGCCUGGCCACAACCUAUGACUGCCCUGGCAGGGAACACAACAGAGAACCCCUGAGGGAGCAGGGGAACAGUGGGAUCCAGACCCCAAAUUCUCAUAAAAAGACCAGACUUAAUGGUCUGACUGAGACUAGAAGGACCCCAGUGGUCAUGGUCCCCAAACCUUCUGUAGGCCCAGGACAGGAACCAUUCCCAAAGCCAACUCGUCAGACAUGGAAGGGACCGGACAAUGGGUUGGAGAGAGAUGCUGAUGAGGAGUGAGCUACUUGUAUCGGGUGGACACUUGAGACUAUGUUGCAUCUCCUGUCUGGAGGGGAGAUGGGAGGGUAGAGGGGAUUAGAAGCUGGCAAAAUGGUCAUGAAAAUAGAGACCAGAAGGAGGAAGUGGACUGUCUCAUUAGGGGGAGAGUAAUUGGGAGUAUGUAGUUUUUUUGUGUGUGUUUUGGUAAGGUGUAUAUAAAUUUAUAUAUGAGAGACUGACUUGAUUUGUAAACUUUCAUAAAGUACAAUAAAAAUUAUUAAAAAAAAAAAGUCACUGGUUUUCAGUGUACAAUUCAAGGAUUUUUAGUGUGUGGAGUUGUACAGCCAUCACCACAUUUUAGUUCUACAUUUCCAUCGCCCAAAAAAGUUCCCACAUACCCAUUUGCAGUCAACCUCCACUCCUUCCUUAGUCCCAGGUAACUUUCUGUCUCCCCUUUCCCUCUCUUUCCUGGAAAUUUAAUAUAGAAGGAAUCAUAUAAUAUGUAGUCUUGUGUCUGCCAUCUUUCCACUUAGCGUGAUGUUUUUGACGUUUAUCUGUAUUGUAGCAUUCAUCAGGUCAUUCCUUUUGAUGGCUGAAUAAUAUUCCGUUGCAUGUGUAUACCUCAUUUUGUUGAUCCAUUCAUCAGUUGAUGGACUUUUGGAUUAUUUCUACUUUUUGGCUAUUAAAAUAUUGCUAUGAACAUUAUGUAGAAGUUUCAGGUAGACUUAUGUUUUCAUUUCUCUUAGGUAGAUACUCAGGAGUGAAAUUUUUAUGGUAAUUUUAUGUUCAGUGUUCUAAGAAACUGCCGAACUGUUUUUCAAAGUAGUUGUGCCAUUUUACAGCCAUCAGCAAACAUAAAAGGGUUUCAGUUUUUCCACGUCUUUGUCAGUAUUUUUGAUUAUAGCUAUUUUAUUUCAGUGGGUGUGAAGCGGUAUCUCAUUGUGUUUUUAAUUUCCAUUUCUCUAUAGUAACUACUGAUGUUGAGAAUUUUUUCAGGUAGUUAUUAACCUAUUUGCAUAUCUUCUUUGGUGAAAUACCUAUUCAAAUUUUUUUUUUUUUAAAUAGGGUUGUUUUAUUAUUUAGGCAUAAGAGUUCUUUAUACUUUCUGGACACAAAUUCUUUGUAAGAUAUAAUUUGCAAAUAUUUUCUCCCAGUCUCUGACUCAUCUUUUUAUUUUCUUAGUGGUGUGUUUUUUUAGUAACAGCUUUAUUGAAAUACAACUCACCCAUUUAAAACAUAUAAUUCAGUGGUUUUUAAUAUAUUCAUAGAGUUGUGCAACCACCACCACAAUCAAUUUUAGAACAUUUUCAUCACCCCAGAAAGAAACCCAAUACCCACUAGCACUCACUGCUCACCAACCCCCCUCCCAGGCCUAGGCAAUCAUUAAUCUAUUCUCUGUCUCUAUAGAUUUGCUUAUUUUGGACAUUUCAUAUAAAUGGAGCCAUAUAAUAUGUGGCUUUUUGUGUCUUCUUUCACUUAGCAUAAUGUUUUCAAAGUUCAUUCAUGUUAUAGCAUGUACCAGUGCUUCAUUUCUUUUUAUUGCCGAAGAAUAUUCUGUUGUAUGGAUAUACCACAUUAUAUUUAUCCAUGUACAAGUUUUUGUGCAGACAUAAUGUUUUCACUUCUCUUGGUUAUGUGGUAUCUAGGAGUGGAAUUUCUAGGUCAUAUAGUAACUCUGUUUAAAGAGUUCCUUUUGAGGAGCUGCCAGACUGUUUUCCAAAGCAGCUACACUGUUGACGUUUCCACCAGCAGUGUAUGAGCAUUCCAGAUUCUCUACAUACUUGCACACACUGUUAUCUGUCUUUUUUAUUUUAACCAUCAUAGUAGGUGUGAAAUGGUAUUUUACUGUGGUUUUGGUUUGCAUUUCCCUGAUAGGUAAUGAUGCUGAGCGUCUUUUCAUGUGCUUAUUUGCCGUUUGUAUAUCUUCUUCGGAAAAAAGUCUAUGGAUCUUUUGCCCAUUUUUUAAGUGGGUUAUUUGUCUUUUUAUUAUUAAGUUAUAAGUCUUCUUUCUGUAUUCCAGAUACAAGUCUCUUGUCAGAUGCAUGUGGUUUAAAAUUGGAAAAAUUGUACGGCAGGGUUGUAUCCUUUUAUCCUACUUCUUUAUAUGUUGAGCAAAUAAUUCAAGAAACUGGACUAUAUGAAGAACACAGUAUCAGGAUUGGAGGAAGACUAACACCCUGCAAUAUGCAAAUGAUACAACCUUGCUUGCUGAAAAUGAAGAUGACUUGAAGCACUUAUAGAUGAAGGUAAAAAAACAGUAGCCUUCGGCACGGAUUACACCCAAAUGUGAAGAAAAUGAAAAUCCUCACAACUAGACCAAUAAACAACAUCAUGAUAAACAGUGAAGAAACUGAAGUUAGCAAAGAUUUUAUUCUACUUAGAUCAACAAUCAACGCCUGUGGAACCAGUAGUCAGGAAAUCAAACUGCGUAUUGUUUUAGGCAAAUCUAUGACAAAAGACCUCUUUAAAAUCUUAAAAAGCAAAGAUGUCAGUUUGAUAACUAAGGUGCAUCUGACCCAAGCCAUGGUAUUUUCAGUCAUCUCAUACACAUGAGAAAGCUGGACAAUAAAAAAGGAAGAUUGAAGAAGAAUUAACACAUUCAAAUUGUGGUGUUGAUGAAGAAUAUUGAAUACACCAUCAACUGCCAGAAGAAUAAACAAAUCAGUUUUGGAAGAAGUACAGCUCCUUACAAGUGAGGAUGAUGAGACUUCGUCUUGCUUACUUUGGACACGUCAUCAGAAGGGACCAAUUGCUGGAGAAGGACGUCAUGCUUGGUAAAGUAGAGGGUCAACAAAAAAGAGGAAGACCCUCGAUGAGAUAGAUUGGCACUGUGGCUAUUACAGUGAGUUCAGACAUAUCAGCGAUUGUGAGGAUAGCGCAGGACCAGACAGUGUUUCGUUCCGUUGUACGUAAGGUCGCUAUGAGUAGGAGCCGACUCAGUGCAACAACAGCAGCAGUCUGAUUCAUGAUGUACAAAAAUUUUCCGCCAUUCUGUAGGUUUUCUUUUUACUUUCUUGAUGAUAUUCUUUGAAUCACAAUUUAUCUAUUUCUUUUGUAGCUUUUUCUUUUUUAUAUCAUAUCUAAAAAGCCAUUGUCUAAUUCAAGAUCAUGAAGAAUUACACCUAUGUUUAUGAGUCGGAAUUGACUUGACGGCACUGGGUUUUUCUUCUAAGAGUUUAAUAGUUAUACCUCUAAUAAUUAUACAUUUAUGUCUUUGAUCCAUUUUGAGUUAAUUUUUGCAUAUAGUGUUUAAUGUUACCUUUUGAAGAGCAGAAGUUUUUAAUUUUGGUGAAUGCCAGUUCAUUUUUUUGUUUUUUGCAUCAUGUUUUUGGUGUCGUAUCUAAGAAUUCUUUGCACAAGAUCACAAAGAUUUUCUCCUAUUUUAUUUGAGAAGUUUUACAUUUUAGUAUGAUCCACUUAAAGUUAAUUUGUGUAUAUGGUGUGAGAUAAGGAUUCAAGUUCAUAUUUAUUUGUAUCAUGGAAGCAUUUCAAAAACUAUGCUAAGUGAUAAAAAGCAAAUUGUAAAGUGAUAUGAUACUGUAUUUGCAGAAUUUAAAAUUAUGAAAUGUCAUAUUAUUCAUAGGUACAUAUGUGCACAUAUGUAAAUAGUUCUACACCAAAAUCUUUGACAAUGGUUGCCUUUGACAGGUAAGAGGAAGAGAUGAAAUUGGGAAGAAUUGGUUCUCAAAGGGGUCAGGUUUCUCAGCUAUACAUACAUUUUUUUUUUAAUUGUGGUGAAAGAUUUGCCAUUUCAAACAUUUUUACAUGUACAAUUCAGUGAUAUUACAUUCACCAUGCUGUAUAAUAAUCACCACUAUCCAUUUCCAAAUAACAAUAUUUUUAGGUUAAAAUAAAUUUGAUAGAUGUUAACAGUUAUCAGUCUAAGGAAGUUUAUUAAGUUAUGCUUUUUUAGUUUUAUUUUUUACAUUUCUCAAGUUAAAAACAAACAUACAUAAGAUUCAAAGUCAAGCCACUGCUCUAAAGGCCAGGCCGUUUCUCUUUAGUUCAGCUCAUAUUCUGGUUGAAGCACUGGGGAUGCUCUUAAUGACCAGGUGAGACCUGUGCAUACAGCCCUUUCGGGGCAGAUUCUCUUUGCACAGGCCUUUCAGAGCUGUGUCCCCAGAAAGUUACUUAUCUUCAUUUGAACUCAUUCUUACGCUUUGGCUUGUAUUUUCCCCACUUUACUCCCACAGAAAACCCCAAUGUAUGUGCCACAGUCCAUUUCUAAUCAGGGCUUCAAACCGGUUCAUUCAGGGCCAACAAAACGAAACCAGAACAGACCCAAGUUUUUACAAUUUAGAUGAUCUGGUACAAUAACUGGAGUGGGAAAAAUUAUGGGUCCAAGCCCUGGAAUGGGAGACUGGGAAGAGGCAUAGUGAGCCCUUUCAGGAGCCUGAUGCAUGAGAUUGAAUUAUUGGGGAGUAUGGGGAGCAGUACACAUUCAUAGCAGCACAGUCAGCCACCAUCUUUGACCAGGGCACCACUGUUUUCAACUCCGCUCAAAAUCUAAGGGGCAAGAGAUUUGGUUGCUAUGCAGCACAUAUGCUAGCCUUGUUUUCUAAGAGGGAGACUAGGUUUCUAGCAGGGCUUCAACCUGUAAUUUUUCCCAUUCUGGUUAUCACUCUGGUUCACCCUAACUUUAAAAAAUUCAGGUCUGUUCCAGUUUCGCUUCCUGACCUGGGAAGAACUGGUUUGAAGCCCUGUUAUUACUUUGAAGGGCAGCAAAGCACGGAUCUCAGUGAGAACAGGCGCUCUCUUUGACUGGAGUUUUCUUUUUUUAUUAUUUUGUCCUAUUGCUCCAAGCUUCCUCUUAAGCUGUAUGGGGCCUUCCCAAGAAAAGUUUAGUUUCAACUUAACACGUGUCCAUCCUCAACAUGGAAGUCCUCAUCAUGUGUGUGUGACAGGUGCACUGAGGCAAGCCUGACAAGCCAGGCUCCUGAGAAGCAGCCUGCAGCUGAGAUCUUGACGUGCAUACUCAAUACUCAGGAGCAUAUUCUGUGGGGUAUGGCAGCAGCAGUAGUGCAGAGUACUGAGCCACUGCCUUUGAAGUACGAAGCUGUUAUUCCAAGGUCUCCCAUGACAAGCUGUGCAACUUGACACAAAGCUCAUACUCUUUGCAUCCUUAUUUUUCUUCAACAAAGCGAAUAUUAAAAUAUAUGCACUUUUUACUCUUAGGUUAUUAUGAAGAUCACAGGAGAUACUGUACAUGAGUAUUGCAAACACAAAUGAAAGAUGCAUGUGUAUUAUUUCCUAACUGGGUGACCCCCCCGCCCCCGCCAAGUUCUCUUAGACCCACAGCCUAGCUGCUCUGCUCAGUCUGUCUACCUGAAAACCCUUCCCUUCUCUGUGCUGUUUUUUCCUUACGCUCCCAUUUUUAGUCUAUUCUUUUGGUAUUCUGUCCUCCUCUGUUCCUUCUUUCCCCUUCCUUUUUCCUCUCCCCCUCCCCCUGUUUUCCUUUUCUUCUCUCUCUCCAGUCCUGGAGACAGCCUGGUUCUUUCCUUUCAGAUGUGACCAUGCAGUGCUGGGUACCCCUGAGAAGCUCUGUUGGCUAGCCCAAAUUAACUGAGAAAAAGGACUUCCCCUCCUUCAAAGAGGGAAGACACCUU